AACAAAGCGAGUGGGGCUGAGACCGACGCGUCCGACUCAAGCCGUGGAGCGGCCCGGUAGAGGGCCCAGCUGAGGGGAAGGAUGGAGGAGGGGGCCGAGGCCCCGGUGCACCCCGGUGAGCCCCCGGUGGAGGCAGAGGGCCCGGGGCCCGUCGCGCAGGAGGAGAGGCCGGAGGAGGCCGGGGGCGAGAGCCCCCUUGAGAAGCCGUCGGGGGAAGAGGCGGCAGAGCCGGAACCCAGAGCGGGCACGGAGCCUCCUUCCCCGGCCGCUGAGGGAAGCCCCGAGGCAGAGGCGGGAGCCGCCCCAGAGGCGCCCACCAGCGCGAGCUUCACGGAGGGUGAGGCCGAGGAGCCGCCCCCGCUGCAGGUGGGGGAAGUGCUAAGCCCCGAGGAGAGCUGGGGGGCGGGGCGGCCCAGCCUGCCCCUGCUGGAGCUGGGCGGCCCCAUUGACGAGGAGGAGGAGGAGGAGGAGGAAGAGGAAGGGCGGGAGGCGGCGGCGGCGGCGGAGCAGCGGCGGCGCGCGGAGCUGACCGAGCAGUACCGGCUCCUGCUGGCCGAGCGCGAGCGCACGCGCCAGUGCAACGGGCACCUGCAGUUCAAGCUGUUCGAGCUCUUCCGCAAGAAGGGCGAGGAGCCGCCCCGCGUGGAGCUGGAGGAGCUGGUCUCCGACAAGGAGCAGCGCUACAGCCGCUACUUGGCCAUGCUGGAGGAGCUGAGGAGCCAGCUGGCCCAGCAGAGGGCAUGGUACCAGCUCCAGCUCGACGACCUGGAGCAGCGCUGCACGGAGAAGCUGGACCAGGUGAACGCCGACUGGCUCGCCUUCCAGGCCUGCAAGAAGGAAGUGACCCUCUUCACCAUGGGGCGCCAGCUGGGGGGGAAGGAAGCUGCCAUUAAGGAGGUGGAGCACAUCCAAGCCAAGGAGCAGCGUAAAGAGAACGAGAUGAGUGAGGUCCGCCUGGAAAACAUCAAACUGCAGCAUAAGAUUGAAAAGCUUGAAGUAAGCCUGAAAGCUCAAGAGGAGCUGGCAGAAGGACUGCAUCUGAUAGACUUUGAGCAGCUGAAGAUAGAGAACCAGACCUACAAUGAGAAAAUUGAAGAGCGCAAUGAAGAGCUUCUCAAGCUCCGGAAGAAGAUCACUAAUACAGUGCAAGUCCUGACCCAGCUCAAAGAAAAACUCCAGUUUGUAGAAGCUCAGAAUCAAGACCAAAGGGCCCAGCUGAUGGAGACUGAGACACUGGUGGCCCAGAAAAGAGAGAUUCUGACCAAAACCAAACAGGCUAGGGAUAGUUUACGGGUACACAACUUGAAGUUGCAACAGAAGUGUGGGCUUCUCGGAAGUGAGGCACUGCUGCGGGACUUCGAGAACAAGGUGGAUGCUGCUGAAGUACUCAGUCAGCGGCUGGAGAUGCUGAAACAUCACCAUGCUGGACUCACUCUUACUUGCAAAGCCGUAAAGAAAAAAAUCAAGGAAGCAAAAUCCUUUCUACCAGCAUGAAGAUUUUGGAGAAAGUGAGGUUAAAAGACAGAAACCAAUUUAAGUGCUCAAUUUUUGUUUUUAUUUGUCUCUGAAAUUGUUUUUCAUUUACAGGCUUGGAAUAUAGUAAAAGGGUGAAAUAAUCUCACUUUCACAUCUAAUGAAAACUUUGGAAACAAAGUUUUAAUGUUAUACAUUCCAUCAGGAGACUGCCAUGAAGUUCUGCCUUUUUCAAUGGCUCAUGAAGAAACCAAGCCUAUUUGGCUAUUUACUCUAUCAUAUUGAUAUUUUAAGUAUGCAUUUAAAAAACACACACACUGGCACUAUUCUAAUCGCUGGCAGCAUCACCCUCUGGUGUAAGCAAAAAAUUGCAAGUCAAAUACCCUGAGAUUCCAGUCCUGGUUCUGCCACUAACUCACUGUGUGGCCUUGGCAGUCUGUUCCCCACAACUCUAAAGUAGGUGUACUUACCGACCUCUCACAUGUUUUGAGGAUUAUAUCUUCAGAGAGUUUUACAAAAAAUUAAAGUUAUAUAUAUAGAUUGUAAAUAAAACAAUGUAUCAGGA
This is a messenger RNA of Malaclemys terrapin pileata, 2038 nucleotides long. RefSeq names its product coiled-coil domain containing 96 (gene CFAP184). NCBI's taxonomy places the organism in Eukaryota, Metazoa, Chordata, Testudines, Emydidae. The transcript has 2 exons. Gene Ontology annotation, biological process: cilium assembly. Gene Ontology annotation, cellular component: axoneme; ciliary basal body. The record is from RefSeq and is a predicted model, not a curated record. The coding region runs from base 82 to 1494 and encodes 470 amino acids.